This is a messenger RNA of Melampsora larici-populina 98AG31, 1740 nucleotides long. RefSeq names its product X-Pro aminopeptidase. Lineage: Eukaryota; Fungi; Basidiomycota; Pucciniomycetes; Pucciniales; Melampsoraceae. The record is from RefSeq and is a predicted model, not a curated record. Bases 1 to 1740 code for a protein of 579 amino acids. The transcript is spliced from 7 exons. Gene Ontology annotation, molecular function: manganese ion binding; metalloaminopeptidase activity. Gene Ontology annotation, cellular component: mitochondrion.
AUGCUCACUCUCAAAGCAUUCUGUAACCGUUCGAGAAAUAAAUGGAGAACUUCAAGACUUGAAUGUUCAGCUCAACCACUCAAGCUUCGAGAAGCGUGCCUAGGGAAUCACAAUUUCAUUCGUUAUCAAUCUUCAAGUCCUGUUGCUGUUUCUUCAAAAGUUCCUUCAAGCGAAACUACAUCUCCUAGAGAAUACUUUGGUCAACCACUUCCGUUUACUCAUCCCCACCUUUUAAAAUCAGAUGAAACGACUAUUGGGAUCACUGCUAGAGAGUAUGCUGACCGGAGGAAGAAAUUGAUGGACAAACUCGAGGAUGGGAGUGUGGUGAUUUUAGCUGGUGGUCGGUUGCAGUGGAUGGCUCAUCAUGUCUUCUAUCCAUUUCGACAAUCUAGUGAUUUCUGGUAUCUGACCGGAUUUCAAGAACCGGAUUCUUGCUUGGUCCUUGAAAAGGGCAAUAGCGAAAAAGGUUAUGAGAUGACUUUGUUCGUCCGUCCGAAAGAUCUUUCUAAAGAGUUAUGGGAAGGUGCUAGAACGGGAGUUGAGGGUGUAGUUCGGUGGUUUGCAGCUGAUAAGGCCUUUGAUAUCGAUCAACUUGCCACCAAGCUACGACCUUUACUCACUCAAUCAACAAAUAUACCCAUUUAUCUUGACUUACCUGACGAUGCCGAAUCUCUGAUGCGUAUACGAAAAAGUGGAUCGAGCUUGAUGAACUUUUUUUCACCUAGUGCAUCUCAAGAUGCUGAUCUGAUCAGUCUUCUCAGUUCGCCGUUUCGUAAUUCUCGAAAUCAAAACGAUAUAGAGGCAUGUUUGAAUGUUCUAGCAACUGCACCGAUGCGUCAGAUACGCUCUCGAAGUAAAAAGUCAUCAAAAUAUCGACCUAUCGAGUCUUUGAAACGUAAACUCGUUCCAUUGAAGAUGAUCAAAUCACCAGCUGAGCUCAAGUUACUCCGAAAAGCUUGCGAUAUCACGGCUCGGGGUCACAAGGCUGCCAUGCGACUCGCUGCACAAACAUCAGAACACAAAUCACAAACUGAAUAUGAUUUAGUUCGAGCAUUCGAAACAACUUGUCAAGGAGAUCCUGUGGGCUUUGGAGGUCGGAUGGGUUAUGUACCUGUUUGUGCAGCUGGAGAUGCUGCACUUACAGUUCAUUAUACUGCUAAUGAUCGUAUGCUACAAGCUGGAAACCAAAUGGUUCUCUUAGAUGCAGGAUUCGAAUAUGCAGGUUAUUUGGCGGAUAUCACUCGUUCUUUCCCGAGUGGAAACGAUGGCAAAUUUACAUCCCCUCAACGAGAUUUAUAUGAAGCUGUUCUGAGUGUUCAGAAAGAUUUGAUCAGUCGUUGUACUGAAGAAGAAAGUGUUUCUUUAAGCAGUUUACAUCGAGCAAGUUGUCAAUUAUUACGUAGUGCGCUUUCACAACUUGGUUUCGAUCUUAAAGUACCUGGAACUCUGGAACAGUUGUAUCCUCAUUAUAUUGGACAUCCAGUUGGGACAGACUUACAUGAUACCCCUACUUUGGAUAGAACGACUCAGCUCAAGUCGGGUUCAGUGAUUACUAUUGAACCAGGUAUAUAUGUACCUCAUGAUGAUUGUUUUCCUUCAGAGUUUCAUGGAAUAGGGAUUAGGAUUGAAGAUAUGGUACAGAUUAAAAAAAAGGAUUAUAUUGUGUUGAGUUGUAAUACUCCUAAAGAAGUGAUUGAUGUUGAAGCUUGUGGAUCUGGUUUGUUGGAAAAUUUAAAUUGA